Messenger RNA from Tachyglossus aculeatus (Australian echidna), 1035 nucleotides. RefSeq names its product cleavage and polyadenylation specific factor 4 like (gene CPSF4L). The transcript is spliced from 8 exons. NCBI's taxonomy places the organism in Eukaryota, Metazoa, Chordata, Mammalia, Monotremata, Tachyglossidae. Gene Ontology annotation, cellular component: mRNA cleavage and polyadenylation specificity factor complex. Gene Ontology annotation, molecular function: RNA binding; zinc ion binding. Bases 1 to 798 code for a protein of 265 amino acids. The record is from RefSeq and is a predicted model, not a curated record.
AUGCAGGAGCUCAUUGCCGGCGUGGAGAAGAUUGUGUUUGACUUGGAGGCUGAUGUGGAGGAGCAGAAGGGCACUGGUCUUCUGCCCUUCCUGGGCAUGGACAAGUCCAGGGCAGCUGUUUGCAAUUUCUUUCUCAAAGGCCUGUGUGGGAAAGGUGGGCUUUGCCCUUUCCUGCACCUCAGCGGGGAGAAGACAGUGGUCUGCAAACACUGGCUGAGGGGACUGUGCAAGAAGGGCGACCAGUGUGAGUUCCUGCACCAGUACGAUGUCACCAAGAUGCCCGAGUGCUACUUCUUCUCCAACUUCGGAAAAUGCAGCAACAAGGAGUGUCCUUUCUUGCACUUGGACCCUGCCUCUCGAAUCCGGGAUUGCCCUUGGUACAAUCAAGGCUUCUGCAAGAAUGGUCCCCGGUGCAAACACCAGCACACCCGCCGAGUGAUGUGCAUCAACUACCUCGUUGGCUUCUGCCCUGAAGGACCCAAGUGCAAGUUCGUGCAUCCCAAGAUGGAUCUGCAGCUGGGAAAUCAGGAUAAGGUCAAGAGCCAGGCUCCAGGACAAGCACCCCCAAACCCUGCCACGGGCAUCUCUUCGAAGGGCCCCAGCGUGGACUACCUGCCCCCACCUCGCCUCUCAGCCCUCCGCUUCCUCCACUAUCACCUGAGGGCCCAGCAGAACAUGGCUCAGCCCUCCCCAGGCUUCAAACCCCUGCCUCUGAUCACCUGCUUCAGGUGUGGAGGAAAGGGCCACUAUGCCAACAAGUGUGGGAAGAUUUCCACAGGACUACUGAAAGGAGAAUAACUUAGGAUCCAGGUGGCCAGAGUCCUCUAUCGAAGAACAGCCCAUGCAGCUCUGGAUGCUCAAACUAGGUUCCCUUAAUUUCUUGGGGUUCCAGGCUAGAGGACCAGACCCACCAAAUCCUCAGCCCAUUUUGCCUGGUGCCUGUCACUCGUUCACUGCCUAGGAAAAGGGAACAGAAGUCACACCGCUUUGAUUAAUGAGCUUUUCCAGCUCUGGGGAUGCUGUGUUAGACCAUUC